Vigna radiata var. radiata (mung bean) is the source of this 639-nucleotide messenger RNA. RefSeq names its product TMV resistance protein N-like. Gene Ontology annotation, biological process: signal transduction. NCBI's taxonomy places the organism in Eukaryota, Viridiplantae, Streptophyta, Magnoliopsida, Fabales, Fabaceae. The record is from RefSeq and is a predicted model, not a curated record. The coding region runs from base 1 to 639 and encodes 212 amino acids. The transcript has 5 exons.
AUGUCGUGGUUUGAUCCCAAAUAUGAAUACUUGACCACAGUAGUGUUCAACUGCCACAUUAUAUUAAUUUCAAACCUUCUGCUGUCAGUUAGAAAUAAAAGAUUAUCACGAAUACAAAAUGCAAAACCAAAGUUAAUAUGCGACGUCUUCAUCAACCACCGUGGGAUCGACACCAAGAAGAACGUUGCCGGCUUGUUGUACGAUAAUCUUACCAGGAAUAUCGGAGUGAGGGCAUUCUUGGACAGCAUGAACAUGAAACCUGGGGACAGGCUUUUCCAACACAUUAAUAGAGGCAUUCUGGAUUGCAAGGUUGGUGUUGCUGUCUUCUCUCCUCGCUACUGUGACUCCUAUUUCUGCCUCCACGAGCUCGCUCUUCUCAUGGAGUCCAACAAAAGGGUCGUUCCCAUUUUCUACGACGUCAAACCCUCGCAACUUAGGGUCAAGGACAACGGAACCUGCCCUCCUGCCGACCUUCAGAGGUUCGCCUUUGCACUUGAAGACGCAAAGAACACCGUGGGAUUGACGUUUGAUUCUUUGAACGGGGAUUGGUCGGAGUUGCUGAGGAAUGCUUCGGAAGCGGUGAUCAUGAACUUGUUGGAGGUGGAAGAGCGUGUCAAUGACGGUGAUAGAAUCUGUUGA